AUAAAAACCCAGCACAGUCGCUCGGGUCUCUCCAGAGCGCAGGCAGAACCGGAGCGGAGGACCCCCCUUGAUGCACGGCGGGGACUCGCUGGAAAACAACGUGAACAACACUGCUGAAAACCCACCGAAAAUUAUCGAUAAAGCAUCUGACCAAUCAGUGGAACUCUGCUGGAAUAUCGAUCGGAAACCUUUGGCUUGGACCACAACCACAACACCGCGGUUCCGGACAGACGAGCUCGACCCAUGGUGCCAGGCCCGGAGCAAGACUCUGUGUGUGGCUGUGUGUGAGUGUUUGAGUAUGCGUGUGUGUGACUGCCUGUAAGUGUGGUUUUUUUUUAGACUGCUGUGUGCCUUUGAGUAAGUGAACAUCUUGUGAGGAUGAGGGCUGUCAUUCUUCUGUGUCUCCUGAUGGCCGUGGAGGCAGGAGCAUCUCGAUUCAUCCGCGACUCCCAGGGAGGCUCCGAAGCGUCAGAAACCUCUAAGAACAACUCCUCCGUCCAGCUCCCGCCCCUACAGCCAGCCCGGCCUCGGGGCUCCUUCCCCCCCAUGUGCAUAAAUCCCACGGAGAUCAAGUACGCCUUCAAGUAUGUGAACACCAUCGUGUCCUGUCUGAUCUUUGUGGUGGGGAUCAUCGGCAACUCAACGCUGCUCAGGAUCAUAUAUAAGAACAAGUGCAUGAGGAAUGGACCCAAUGUCCUGAUUGGCAGUUUGGCACUGGGGGAUCUGCUUUAUAUCAUCAUCGCCAUCCCCAUUAAUGUGUUUAAGCUAAUAGCCGAGGACUGGCCGUUCGGGGUGUACGUCUGUAAGCUGAUGCCGUUCAUCCAGAAAGCUUCAGUGGGAAUCACUGUCCUCAGCCUGUGUGCCCUCAGUAUUGACCGCUACCAUGCUGUGACGUCAUGGAGCAGGGUGAAGGGGAUGGGGAUCCCACUGUGGAAGGCCGUGGAAGUCACUUUGAUCUGGCUGGUUGCUGUGCUGCUCGCAGUCCCUGAGGCGCUGGCAUUCGACAUGUUGGAGAUGCCUUACAGAGGCAACAAGCUGCGCGUGUGUCUGCUGCAUCCAGAGCAGACCAGCAGCUUUAUGAAGUUCUACCAGGAUGUGAAAGACUGGUGGCUGUUUGGCUUCUAUUUCUGCUUCCCACUGGCCUGCACAGGAAUCUUCUACACACUCAUGUCCUGUGAGAUGCUCAGCCGCAAAAAAGGCAUGCGCAUCGCACUCAACGACCACAUGAAACAGCGGAGGGAAGUCGCGAAGACGGUGUUCUGCCUCGUGUUGAUUUUCGCUCUCUGCUGGCUGCCCCUUCAUCUCAGCCGUAUUCUGAAGAAAACAAUCUACGACCAAAAUGACCCCAACCGCUGUGAACUGCUCAGCUUCCUGUUAGUGAUGGAUUACAUUGGCAUCAACAUGGCCUCCUUAAACUCCUGCAUUAACCCGAUUGCCCUCUACUUUGUCAGCCAGAAGUUUAAAAAUUGCUUUCAGUCCUGCCUGUGCUGCUGGUGCUACAGAACGUCUCCCCUGGAUGAACGAGGCUCAGGAGGACGCUGGAAGGGCUCUUGCCACGGGAACGGACUAGACCGCUCGAGCUCCCGCUCUAGUCAGAAAUACACAAGCUCUUCAUAAACACAUACACACAUACUCAUCACAAGCCGCCUCUGCCACACCCUUGUUCCCAUCAGCUCCCAUUGCGGAGAAACAGCGACGUCACUGCCAACAGACCGGGAAAGGGAAAAAUGGAGCGAGGUAGAAGGUAGAGGCAGAAGAACUGCGAUAAAAAGGAUUGACCCAAACUGAUGAUGAAACAGGACUGUACCUGUUCAGGCUGUAAUACUAACGGCAAAAACUAUGAUGCAAGGCAUAAAUCAUCAUCAUACAUCAUGCAAAAAUCUGUUCAUACUCCAACACUGAGGCUUGUGUAGAGGACUAAAAGUCUCUCAGUGGACCAACAUGGUAAAUACAUUUAAAAAAAAAUGUUUAUUAACCACAUGUAAAUUUAUGUACAGGAUUGUCUACAUGCAGAUUGCAGAUGUAUGAUUAUAUCUAGCCUUAGUGCUUCAUGUAUGAAUAACAGCACUGAUGAGUACUACCUGUUGAAGCUUUGAUACCUCAUGGAGGGGAAACAUAGACGGAAACUGUGACCCUGAGUUAUUUUCCGAAAAGCCUCAAAGGUUGCAAGUCUUUUUUCCAAAACUGCAUAAGGGUGCUUCUGCAUAUGAACGCAAUCAGUAUUAUCUGACAAUUUACUGCAUGUUGUCAUUGAGUUCCUCAACGGCCAUGUGCCCUGGUGUCAUCAUACCAGAGUAAAAUGGGCCCCACUGUGUGUCAUGUGGAGAGUCGAACAUCGGAGGUCUUUUACCCGGAAAUCAUCGCUGCUUUAAGUCAUGUGGAGGGCAGCUGUUGUUCAAGAACGCUGACAAAUACCAGAUGAUUCCCAUCAUGCUAUGCAGAAGAAGUCAUUAUUAGACCUGUUAUUAUUGCAUUAUUUUUAAGUGGUCUCUGUUUCCACUGUGUAUAAAGUCUUGACCUGUCUCUUACAAUGUAGCUUUUAUUUUUCUAAGAAAAUAUCAAACGUGAAGCUUGUUUAAUCGUCCAACAUGAGGUGUCCAUUUAUGAUUUCCAAAUAUUUCACCUCCAUCAGCGAGUGGUCAUGUUACGUAGAUGUUCCUGUGGCUGGAAAUUACUCUCAGAAUUACUUCUAAGAGCUGCUUGAGGAAUACAUGUUGUAGGAUUGACCAAUUUAAAGCUUUAGGAAGGAAAAAGAAAUCCUGUACAGCUGGAUGUUUUUUUAAGAAGUGAAUGUUUUUACUUAAUGGUCAUAGGAAUUAUUUAGGUAUAUUAGUUGUUUCCAUUAAAUAUAAUCCAGGUAAAAUUCAAGAUCUCUAAAUCAUUUAACGUAUUUAACCAUCAUUUGCGAAGGAGAGAUACAAGCUAAAGAAGGAUCCUGUAAUGAUCUAUUUCUCAUUAUGUAUGUGGGGUGCAACACAGCGAGAGAAAUUUGUUCCUAAUAUUUUAUGAUGACUUCAGUUAGGACGUCUGUGGCUACAGCUAGCUGCAAGUACCCAAUAGUCAUGCACUUGUGAUGAUGAUCUUUAAAAAGUCCGACAUGAGGACAAACUUCAGGUUGUGCCUGAUAGUAAGUCUCUUAACCUUAACUUCACCAGGCAGGUUACAUGGAUUGUGUGUUAUUGAUGACCUAGAUGAAUCAAAGUUUUCAACACUGGCAGUAGUGAGAGCAUAUACUGAUAACACAAGCACAAGAUGAACCCAUUUUAUCCGGUUGUUUUUUGUCUGUCAGUACAUUGUGACUAAGAUUGGAAACCUGGAAAGUUUUCUACAUCAAACUAAUAAGCAAAAGUGUCCUCUUUCAAAACCAAAUUUGCGCUGACGAACUAGACAAGGUGUUUGUUCACACUGAAGCCUUUUAAAGUAGACUUGAUUGAUGUAAUAUAAUAUAUUAAUUUUUCCUUUGCCACUGUAUUUGCAACAGCACUUAGAUCAUCUGAUCAUGCAGUACGUGACUCAUUAACUCAUCAUAUCUAUUUAUGCCAUCUUCGCUGUGCUUUUAGUUACAUCUAAAAGCAACUGUGUACUGGAAGGUCUGAGCAGCUUUGAGGCUGUCUUUAUAGAGGGACCACCAAGCUAAUACAUGUAGAAGUGAUGUGAGGUUGAAGAUGAAAUGUAAUGUGAAUAUCGGCCCUGGUGUUUUAAAUGACAUUUAUACAGUACUUAUUUUCUGAGGGUAUGCAGUAAUAAAUAUUAUUUUAUAGCA
Messenger RNA from Morone saxatilis (striped sea-bass), 3763 nucleotides. RefSeq names its product endothelin receptor type B-like. The transcript has 8 exons. Gene Ontology annotation, molecular function: endothelin receptor activity. Lineage: Eukaryota; Metazoa; Chordata; Actinopteri; Moronidae. The record is from RefSeq and is a predicted model, not a curated record. Gene Ontology annotation, cellular component: membrane. Gene Ontology annotation, biological process: G protein-coupled receptor signaling pathway; regulation of blood pressure; enteric nervous system development. The coding region runs from base 379 to 1617 and encodes 412 amino acids.